This is a messenger RNA of Pyricularia pennisetigena, 1641 nucleotides long. RefSeq lists its product as uncharacterized. Gene Ontology annotation, molecular function: guanine deaminase activity; zinc ion binding. Bases 1 to 1641 code for a protein of 546 amino acids. Lineage: Eukaryota; Fungi; Ascomycota; Sordariomycetes; Magnaporthales; Pyriculariaceae. Gene Ontology annotation, cellular component: cytosol. The transcript has 2 exons. Gene Ontology annotation, biological process: guanine metabolic process. The record is from RefSeq and is a predicted model, not a curated record.
AUGGGGGAGCUCCGUCAAAGUAUCGCCGCCGGCGCCGCCAGUAGCACCAACAGUAGCGUGCAUCUUGACGGGGAACAGAUGCCAUCCCAGCAAUCUGCGUGCUGCAACUGUGACCGCAAAAUCAAUGGCGACGGUGUUCUCACGUCGCGACCUGCAACGGUUGAAACUCCCACGGGAGGAGACAGCAGGCACAAACUCUUUCUCGGCACAUUCAUUCACAGUACGUCGCUGGCGGAGCUGAAAUAUCGCCACAAGGCCGCCAUCUGUGUCUCGAAAGAGGGCACUAUCGUCGCGAUCGAAGAUGAAUGUAAUCAGGAGAGAGCCGAGGAGGUCCUAUUCCCUCGCCUUGGAUGGUCUGGAGAUGAGGUGGAAGUCUUUGCUGCGAGUGCGGGACAGUUCCUUUUCCCUGGCUUUAUAGAUACACACAUCCAUGCACCUCAGUACCCAAACUCCGGCAUCUUUGGUAAGUCGACACUGCUUGACUGGUUAACCACCUACACGUUCCCGCUCGAGGCAUCGCUGGCCGACCCCGCCAAGGCACGCCGGGUCUACGGCCGGUGCAUCAGCAAGACGCUGGCACAUGGCACGACUUGCGCUGCCUACUACGCCACCAUCGAUGUUCCGUCAACCAAUCUCCUCGCGGACCUGUGCAUGGCCGCCGGCCAGAGAGCUCUUGUCGGCAAGGUCUGCAUGGAUCAACUUAGCCCGGAUUGGUACCGCGAGGAGAGCGACGAAGUUAGCCUACAAGCAGCAAGGGACUCCAUCGCCCACAUCAGCAAGAUCGACCCAGAAUUUCAGACCGUUAAGCCAAUCAUAACGCCACGUUUCGCACCGAGCUGCUCGGUCGAGCUGUUGAGCGCGCUGGGCAGGCUGCACGCCGAGACAGGGUUGCCCGUACAGACGCACAUCAGCGAGAACAAGGGCGAAAUCGAGCUGGUGCGUGAGAUGUUUUGCGGGGGAGCCAAAGGCAGUAACUGCGAUGUUGUUGAAGAUGUCGGGGAGACUUAUGCCGGGGUCUAUGACCGGUACGGACUGCUGACGGACAAGACAAUCCUCGCGCACGCGAUCCACCUCUCCGAGGCCGAGGCGUCGCUGAUCUCCGAGAGAGGCUCCAAGGUCAGCCACUGUCCGUGCAGCAACAGCUCCAUCACUUCGGGCGCCGCCCGGGUCCGCUGGCUGCUGGACAAGGGUAUCGAGGUCGGGCUAGGCACCGACGUCAGUGGCGGGUACUCGCCGUCGAUCCUGGACGCGGCGCGUCAGGCACUGCUGGUGAGCCGGCAUGUGGCAUUGGCGGGGGCGGUCGGCGACCGUUGCGACGACUUGGCCAAGUUGUCGGUCGAGGAGGUGCUGCACCUGGCGACGCGGGGCGGGGCGGCCGUGGUAGGGCUGGCGGACCGCGUCGGCGCCUUCGAGGUCGGCUUCGACUGGGACGCGCAGCUCAUCGAGCUCGGCAGCGUCGGGGACGACGGCAUGCAGGAGGGCGCCGCGUCGGUCAGCGGCGAGGACAACCACCAGAGCAACGUUGACAUCUUUGGCUGGGAGACGUGGGAGGAGCGCAUUGCCAAGUGGCUAUUCAACGGGGACGACAGGAAUACAAAGAGGGUCUGGGUGCGCGGUAGGCUUGUGCAUUGGCGAAAGUGA